AUGUGCGAUGGCAGGAUUCUCGCGUCGGAGCUGAACCGUGUCUACCCCCAGCUGUCCCGAACGGACGUCGAGUCCCGAAUUGGCUCCAUCCCCUAUCGCGCACUCGACAUCCAAUUCGAGAUAUCGCGUCAGCCCGAGAAGAGUCUCGACUGUGGUGUUUACGUCGGCAUGUACCUCCACUUGCACGUUACCACCAACUUCCAACACCUCGGCGGACCAAUCGCAUUCACCACUGCACCCCUGCGUUACCGUCGCGACUGGCGGGCUGACAUGUGCGCCUACAUAUCUGGCAAUUUGUUAUCUGCCCUUCAAACAGCUGGCCUCACCCUUCCCCCACAGAAGCUCAGCCGUGCAGGUGCCAUGCCAACCGGUGGCGACGUCUCGGAGAUGAGCGGUGUCGUCCGCGAGACGAGCUCCGACGUGCAGACCCUGAAGAAGGAAGUCGCCGCGCUGCGCGCAGACUAUGCCGAGCUGCAGUCAAAGUUCACCAGUGUGAGCCAGCAACUGUUUAAGCGCGUCGGGGCAAUGGAGAAGGCUCAGGACACUGCGAAGACCUUAGAGGGCCCGCAUGGUGCGCAUGGCCCCGGUGACAAGGCAUCUCCAUCCAAGCGGGUGGACUCUAGUCCCGACCCGGGGCUCAGAGACACCGCGGCCUCCCCCCUUGCAGGAUUCCGGCAUGCAUCGCGGAUUGGGGCCGACCAAGACGCAGCUCCGCCGCAGCAGCUCCACGGUGAGCCAGGGUACGCACCUGCCUCACCGUCACCCGGCCCCGCUCUUGCACAGCCUCAUCAGCCUACCGUGCCACCGGGGCGGGACGCGACAUACUAUCGUCCGGGCACAUCCCGCGCUGCCCCGCCGCAGAGACCGAUCGCUCCACUCCCACCUGCGCCUCCCCUGUCAGGUCCCGUAUACCCAGGGUUCUCUGCCGGGCCACCUUAUGCUCCACCGCCCGGGAUGCCCUUCUUCUGGCAAGGAGGACCCCCGCAGCCCGCACCCCCCCCGCAGCAGUCGUUCCAACCGCCCGCCAUCCCGAGUAUGAGUGCCGCGGGUGAAGGCGGCGGGGAGUGGAUGCACGACGCUGGAGGCGAGGUUGGUGUGUGCGGGGCUACAAAUGAUGGCUACAACGGCGGACGUCCCAGGAACAAGUACGUAGGUGUUACCGCGCAGGGAGAUGUUUGGGUUGCCAAGCUGUUGAUGCCGCCCCCAGGCAACCCCAUACGCAUGGGCCCUUUCCCGAGCGAGGAGGAGGCAGCCAAGGGAUACAAGGCUGCCGCACUGGUGGUAAGGCCGCAGGGUUAUCGCAUCCAGCGCAGUAUUGAACUGACCCCGUCGGAGCACCAGCUGCUCAAAGGGUGCACCAAGCAGCACGUGAUGAGCCUCGCCGAGCGUGGCCUCUGGCAUAGGUGGCGCGAAUGGCGCCAGCUCAUGCCGGAGCUUCCCCCGGCUCCACUGCUACAGGUUCCGCACGCCCCCACCAUACUGCCCGCGCACGCAAGCACAGCCGAGCAGCAGCGUUGCCACACAACCCCCGGGCAUGGGCCACUCACGACCGCAUAG
This is a messenger RNA of Closterium sp. Yama58-4, 1557 nucleotides long. The record is from the annotation of a GenBank genome assembly. Lineage: Eukaryota; Viridiplantae; Streptophyta; Zygnematophyceae; Desmidiales; Closteriaceae.